CGGGAAAUUAAACAAGAUGGCGGAGUGUUAGCGGUAGCGGACUACUUCAGCUGUGAAAAGCAAAAAACUCCGGCCUGUGUUUAUCCGUGUAGUUCAUGCACUUUGACUGGCGAUUUCGUUGAGAAAACUAUUUAAGUCUCACUUGUUUUUACAAGGCAAAAAGGGAAGCGAGGAAUAGAGUUUAAAAAUGGUUGUUUCUUCUGAACAAAAACGGAAUCUUCCAUGGUAAGUUGGGUGGUGUGCGACAGUACAAGCAGACCGCCGACCUGCAGACUGGCAGGUAAACACGGUUAGCAUGUAGUGUUUUGAAAUUAGGUGACAACUACUCCUAUCCAUAAACGUUAAGUCGUUUCAAAGUCUUGGGACAGUUCUCGGAGGAUUUCACAACAUUGUUCACCGUGUUUAUCUUUUCUGUCUUCAAGUCUGUAGUCUUCAUUGUUCUCACACUUUUGAUAUCAAAGUAAAGAAUGUUCAUACCUGGACGGAUUUUUGCAAAAGUUAUUCUUGAAUCUAUCUCGAGUUUCCUCAUUAGACACGAGAUGGUCACAUUGAUGUCAAUUUCACUAUAACCAUUAAUAGUACUAUCUCUUAAAAUAGGGCAUAUAAGACCUAAGACCUAAGACCUAAGACCCGGAAAACUAAGACCCGGAAAACUAAGACCCAGUGGUAAAAUGAAUGAAAUGAAUGCACACUUACAAAUAACAAUUUAAGGUUAAAAGGGGUUGACAGGCUAAACACGACUCCCGCUGUUUCGUGAUGUAAUAGGUCUUUGACCUUUAGAGUUUAGCUCUAACAAGUAUGUCUUUUAGAGAUUUUCCUCUCGUGUAGGAGAUGAGAGGUGGUUCUCUGUAUAUUUCUCUCAGCAUUGGUUGGUUUUCGAUUAAAUGCCACUUGCUCAUUAAAAUAUUAAAAGGUUAGGCACUGAUGGAUUGUACUGUGUGACAAAAGGCAUUAAUCCGUUUUUCACUUUUUGCGGUUUUUGUUGAAGUGCCGACUUUCUAUCUGUAAAUUUGACCUCUGCGAGGACUUUGUUUACCAGAUUAUCUGGAUAGCCUCGGACACGCAAGUGUGAUCUGAAAUUUUUAACGUUUUCUUCAAAUGUUGCCUUUGAAGAGUUGGUUCUAAGGAGCCUAAGGGCUUUGCCUUUCAUAAAUCCUUUUUUCACACCUGGAGCGUGACAGGAGGAAAAAUGCGUGUAUUGAAAUGUCUCAGUCGGUUUAAAGUGCGUACGGAUGUCAAAGAUUGAAUCUUUGUAGAAUCUCUCGCCUUUAAAGAUAGUAGUGUCUAGGAAGUUUGUUUUCUCCUCUGAUAUUUCAGCCAUGAAUUUUAUGGUAGGAUGGUGCCUGUUUGCUUCUAAAAUGAAUUGGUCUAUUUCCUCUCUGUUUGUGUCCCACAGGGAGAACACGUCAUCGAUGUAUCUUUUCCACUCGAGAGGUUUUAUCUUGCUUUUAUUGAUAAUUUCUGUUUCUACCGCGGACAUAAAGAUGUUGGCAAAAGCAACUGCCACUUUUGUUCCCAUUGCGGUACCAUGAGUCUGGAGAUAGUUUCUUCCAUUGAACUGGAAGGAGUUCUCCUGUAGUAUAAGUCUAAGCAAGCCUCUGAGUGAAUUUGUAGGAAUGGGUGUGUCGUUCUUAUAGAAGGCUUCAUAUGCUUUGCAUACAGUGUUUAUUCCUUCUUCUUGAGGAAUAUUGGUGUACAGGCUGGUAACAUCCAUUGAAACUAGGAUCGCGUUGUUUGGAACUUUCCUCUUUUCUAUAAAGUUGAUAAACUGAGUGGUAUCUUUGAGGUUGGAUUUUUGUACUUUAGUGAUAGGCUGUAGGAUGUGGUCUAAAAAUGAUGAUAUACGUUCUCUUGGGCCAUCGCAGCCCGAAAUUAUAGGUCUGCCAGUUAAAACUGGUUUGUGAAUCUUUGUUAGCGUGUAAAAUAAUGGUAUACGCGGUGGGCUAGGUGUUUGAGAAAGCCACUUCUUGGUCAUUGCGUCUAUAUGAUUUCCCUGGUGGAGAUCAUUGAUUAUCUCUUCAACCCUUCGAGAGGUUUCUUGGACCAUUGGUGUUUCGAGGGGCAUGUAGUUUUUUCUAUCAUCAAGCUGAACUUGGCCCUCUUGUAUUUUAUCUGUUUUGUUCCUGAUGACCGUUGUUGUGCCCUUGUCUGCCUUUUUUAUGAUUACUUCUGAGUUUGAUCUCAAUUCUCUAAGCACUUUAUGUUCUUUGAAAGGCAAGUUAUUUCGUGGCUUAAUUAGUUCAAUCUCAGCGAGUUGAGCUUUAACUUCCUCUAAAUAAGUUUCUAGCGCAACUGAUCGUUGAACUGGAGGUUCCCAGUUUGAUUUAACGUGAAAGGGGUGUUGUUCACUCUCCUUGUUGUGAAAAAUAUAUCGGAGGCGCAUUCGCCUCGCGAACUGUUUAAAGUCUAGCAGCAAUUUUUGCCGGAUGCGAUUCUCUUCUAGAACCGGUGUUUGGAUAAAAUUCAACCCCUUUGAUAGUAAGUUGAUCUGAUCAGUUGUCAUUUUGCAAUUUGAGAGGUUUUUAAUGUAUCUUUGGUUAAACUGAGUGUUUAUCCUGUUUGUGUCUCGCCUCCUAUUGCUUCUUCGCGAGUGGUUUUUUUCAUUUCUGAUUUUUCGUUUUUCUUUCUCCCUCCCUUUGACUGAAGAGUCAGUAAAUACACAGGGAUAAGAUUCACUUUCUUUAUUUUGUAAAGCUUUCAUCAUUUCUUCCACUUUCUUGAUUUUGUUUGUUAGCUCUGUAGCUAAAACUAGUGCAUUCUCAGUGCGGUUUUCUUUUUCCGGUCGUGGCUGGUUCUUAAUUUGAUCAGGAUUGUUCGUUUUCUUUCCUCUGGUUACGUUUGGUCUUUGCUCCAGUUGUUUGAGCUUGAUUUUGUUGCUUUCUGCUCGUCUGUAGUGGUAGCGUGUGAACACACGCCGAUAAGUUUCUGUUCAGCUUCUCUGCGGAUGUGGCUGAUGUCACUUUUGAAUUCACCGUCCGGCACGAUGUUGACUCGUACGUUGUACCUCAGGUCUUUAGGGCACGUUUUCUUCUCGGUGUGUGCCUUCAGUUUCUUAAUAGACGAUUCGGAUUUUUCAACUUUCUUUUCCAGAGUAGAGGCGCUGUAUCUGUUAUAGCGAGGUCUCUUGUUGGGGAUGUUGUCUUUCCUUCCUUCUCUGUGGCGGCGGUUACGGUCGGGCGGUGUUGUGCUACCGGUUUGCAAAGUAGAUAAGGAACUGCUUCGCUUAAUUUCGCUUUUUUUUCGCAAACUUUAGUGCACAGUGAAAACGCCACCCUGCGGUAACCAGAAAUAGUUUACUUUGAAAAACACAACUAAGUUGUUAUUUGUAGGUGUGAGUGCAUUCAUUUCAUUCAUUUUACCACUUAAAGGUAAAGAAAGCUGAAAUUUGAUGAUUUCCCCUGGAAAAAAAAAAGGGGGGUCUUAGUUUUCCGGGUCUUAGGUCUUAGGUCUUAGUUUUCCGGACACCCGUAAAAAAAUAUACAAUUUUAAUACACUCUGUAAAAUGGACGUCGCUAAGAUUUCAAGUUGCGGGCAAAUAUCACAAGAAGAUAGGGAAUGAAACAGCUAGGGAUUUCUUUUGGUUCUUUUUUUCUUCUAUUUUCCUAUGAAAGUAUCAGGUCACGUAGGGCCAUGUCAAAAUAGCCAGGGAAAAUCCCCGGCCCCCGGCUCUUAAUGACAGCCCUGUAAAUCAAGCUUUACCUCUUGUAUCUAGAUAAAGAUAAGGUAAUAAAGAUGCACAAAAAUUAACCUUAGAAUGAACACAUAUUACAGAGCAGGUAUGAAACAUUUUCAGUUUCAUAUUUCAAAAAAAGUGUACCAUAGUGGCUGAGUCUGUAACAAUUUAUUUUUUUGUUUUGUUCAGUGAGGUCUCUAACAACUAAAUAAUGAAUUACUGAAUACAGUGGAACCUUGAUUUUAUUAGCCCCUAUAUAUUGACCUCCUCAGUAUAAUGAACAUAAUUUACAUGGAAAAGUACCUCAACAUAACCUUGUUAUAGCAAACAUACAUUUUGUCAGUUCCUUGGCCCUUAAUAAUUAAGGGCCAAGGAACUGACAAUUAUUGUAACAAUUAUUGUAACAGGGUUCCACUUGUAAAUGCAGUAAUAAAAGGCUAUCAAAUGUAUGAAUGUUUGUAAAUGAAUAACAAUAAUAAUGAGAGGAUAUUUUCCCCAGUAAAGCUCAACUAAGCUCACAGAAAUGUCCUGGAUUUAAUACACUGGAAAGUUAUUAUGUGUUUUUGUCGCAACAGGGUUGAGAAAUACAGACCCAAUAGUUUGGAGGAUCUUAUUUCCCACAAGGAUAUCAUUACAACAAGUAAGUUACUUUUCCCAGGGCCAACCUAUGUACAACUAGUAGCCAGUAAAGAGCCCCUCGUCAAGUAUUGAUAGACUUGGCAAUUCUUCAGUACUUGAUGCGGAAAUCAUAAUUUCAUAUACAGUAGAUGCCCAAAUUGGCAUUCUACGUUGCAUAGAUUCUCUCCUUUGAUUUGGUGUGUACUGAAUGUACAAUGUGUGGUUCCAAAAAUUAUCCAUACCUCCCCCAUGGAAGGGGUUUUUUCUUAGAUCCCCCCCCCUCUCUGGAAAUUCCAGUCAAGCUUCAUACAUUUACGUACAUUUUUGGGCCUUUGAGAACCCCCCACUCCCCAGGAAUUUCCAAUCCCUUCUGUGGGGGGAGUGUAGAUAUUUUCUGAAACUACACAAUAUAAAGUGGAAAAUUUGAAGUACCCGUAAGUUAAUAUGAGAACUUAGAGGACCUUUAAUUUGUGUUUCUUUUUUUACAGAAACAUUCUAGUUUACUGAUAUAUUUUAAAAGAUCUUUCACAUGACUAUGAUUAAUUUUACAAUGACAGUAUUUUAGAGGAUCCUGGCAAUACAUUGUAAGAAAAUUAAAUGUUCAUCUACAUGUAUGUCUGGAAGUAACACUACUAGCAUCUUAUUUUGGACAUUGUUUGUUGCUGUAAGCAAAUUUACAGGAGUGCACUGUAUUGGACUUAAGUUAACACUACACAUUUUUGUUGGCAGUUAAGCGAUUCAUUGAGGAGGAUCGUUUGCCUCAUUUGUUGUUCUACGGUCCACCUGGCACUGGAAAAACAUCCACCAUCCUUGCUGUUGCUAAACAGAUUUAUUCUGCCAGAGAGUUUAACUCCAUGGUUCUUGAGGUGAGGGCAUAUCUUGGAAAGAAUAAGCCGCAUGAUGGAUACAGAAUGAUGACUGUGUUUGUCCAACAUUUCUUCAUAAUAUAGCCAAACAACAGUCAUUCAAAAAUGUACCAUCUUGAUUUGACAUUAAACAAGUACCAUGCUUGAUAGGUCUUAUCAGUAAUCAUUACCUGUAUUAAAAUUGAUAAUGUGGGCUUUUUUGCACUCUUCGAGAAAAAAUAAUUACAUUUUCGUCUCAUUUGUUUUGUUAAUAAAGGCACUUGAAGAGAACUCUCUGAGUACUAUGUAUCUGUUGUGGUUUAAUUUUAUCCUUGGUUCAAAUUUUAUUUUCCUUUGUUUUUGGGUAUGGUAACGUAUGAUUAUGAAUAUUGUAAACAAAGGAAAAUAUAAUUUAAACCAAGGAUAAAAUUGAACCACAACAUAUCCACAAAAUGGCUGUUUCAUUCCUCACUGGCAAUUAACUUACUAUAAUUCAAAAUGUUCAUGUCUGUUUUUGGGUUACUUCUCUUUGUUGUGCUAACCACAUGUACAUACAGUACAUGCACAGUAUACUGGUUUUCUCUAAAAUGUUCUGUGCAUUCUGUUGCAGCUGAAUGCAUCAGAUGAUCGUGGUAUUGGCAUUGUCCGUGGAGCUGUUCUUAGUUUUGCAAGCACAAGAACAAUUUUUAAGUAAGUUCCUGCUUGGGAUUCUUAAUUACACUGUGGUCUGCAUUUUGUAUCAUUGUUUUUGUUUUCUGGGCUCAAAUGACAUGGCGUGUCCUUUGACCUUUGUAGAUCUGGUUUCAAGCUUGUGAUCUUAGAUGAAGCAGAUGCCAUGACUCAAGAUGCACAGAAUGCCCUAAGAAGAGGUACAGUGUAUAGUUUCAUGUAAAUAUCAAUGUAAAAAUAAUGCACGAUACAAAGUCAACCAAGCAGUGUCUUAGUACAUGUAGGUAUGGUGUUUGAUGCUAUACUGACAUUGUUUUUUGAUGUGCUUUGCAUUGCAGUAAUGGAGAAAUUUACAGAGAAAACAAGGUUCUGUUUGAUUUGUAACUACCUGACCAAGAUAAUCCCAGCUCUGCAGUCUCGCUGCACACGAUUUAGGUUUGGACCUCUUGACAAUGAACAGAUGACAACACGACUUGAGCAUGUCAUCAAAACAGAGGGGUAUGUUUGCACCAGGUCUUGAGCUGUCAAGUAUUAUUUUUUAAUUGUUGACAUGCAUUUUUAUUGUAUAGCUUGUAAUGGUGACCAUUUUGGUCAUGCAGUGUAAUAAUACACUUCCAGAUGAGUAAGAUUCUCUCCUUGGAGACUGAAAAUAAUGGCAAUAAUUUAAAAAAUCAAUAAUAUUAUCAUUUUUUUUUUCAGUGUUCAAGUUCCAGAGGAUGGUAUGAAAAGCUUGGUCAGACUAGCCAGUGGGGACAUGAGAAAAGCACUCAAUAUUCUCCAGGUAAGCAAUUUGCAAAGAUUGAAACAGAAUAAUAUUUUUCCUUCCGUGCAGGGUUUUCAAUAAGAACUGGCAGCUGGCGAAAUUCACUGAAUAAAAACGCCAAAAUUUAAUGAUGUCUGUGUUCUGUUCAAACUCUCUUGCUCCAGAGUGCUGGAAAUGCAUUGUAAAAGGUCCAGAUUUCACAAUUUUUGUCGGGGGUGGCAGUGGCAUGCAUGGUGAGACUUAAGAGUUUUGAGACCUUAUUCUACAUGUAUAAGAGAUCUAGUCAGGCUAAAAUUACCACGUAUACUAAAAAUCAUUGAUUAUGAAAUGGCUGUCUUCCACUACAACACCACUGGGUUGAAAUUCUUGUCUUGGUGUCAUUUGAUGUCUUGCAAACUUUUUCCUUCUCUGUUCCUAAUUCUAUGCACCGUGGCUUCUUUUGUUUUCAGAGCACAGCCAUGGCAUUUGACAUUGUAAAUGAAGUGAAUGUUUACACAUGUACAGGACAACCUUUAAGAUCAGAUAUUGCAAAUAUAGUUGAAUGGAUGCUUAAUGAGGACUUCAAUACUGCAUUCACUAGUAUCCUUUUCACGCAAGCUAGGAGGCUCUUGUAUGCGACCACUUCUGAUAAGCAACUGCCGAUCCAGGAACACCGAAAUUUUCCCAGUUGGAACCUCUCAUAAACAACCACCUGUAAAUAUCCACGACCACGUUUAAGGGCUGGCAGUUUAGCAAUUUUCUCUUGUUUUUUAUGUCUGCUCUAUGUACUCUGCUACUUAGAGAGUACGAAGAACUUUUGGUGGCAACAUGGCACAUACAGCACAUACAGUCUAAUGUGCAUGCACUGAAUUGUCUUUCAUGAAAUAGAUGUGUCCAGAACCCUUCUCAGAAUAGACGCUUUCUUGUUUGAUUCUUGUAAACGACCACCAAGUCUUUGCUUUUUGGGAAGGUUUGACUGAUUAGUAUUAUGGUGGAAUGUAAUGUCAGAGUGAUGGGAUGUUUAAGGGAAUUUAAAUGCUAAAUAAUAGAAAUUCCCUUUGCUUUAUUGCAUAUUGUUCUCUUUUUGCCCCUCUUUCAAAUGCCUGCCAUGCCAUUGGUGUUCAUUUUCGCCAAGAAAUAUUAAAUAGUCAUUAGAUAAAUGGGAAUGAGGUGUAUAGGACAUGUUUUAGUCUGGAUAUUUAUAGAACUUGUCAAAACAUGAAGAUAAUCAUUUUAAUAUUUUCCUGCAUCUUUAAUUCUCUUAUGCAGCUGUACAGUGUACAUGAGCAAAAAUAAAAGGCUGCCCCCAUAUUACAAACAAUAAAAUUAUAGCCUCUUAUUUACAACUGGUGAAAAUGAUGUUUUUACCAUUCUGUCAUGUGUGAAUGUGUAGAAAAGAUCCUGGACAGUCAAUUAUCUUCAUUUCCUAUGACUACAGUUAUUUUAUUUUAUUAGCUUCGCCUGUUACUGAACAAUGAAUAACAAACAAAUGCUUAAUAGGCACAGUUGCCACAACAGCGGCAAGCCAUGUGGUCCCAGUUAAACCUUUCCUAAACAGCAACCUUGGGGACAGAAGGAAGGGGCCAUUGUAGAAAGGUGGCCAUUGUAGAGACGGUUAAACAAUAGUCAAUGUAUGGACUGUCCGCCAAAAAGUGGAGAGGGGUGGCCGUUAGUGGAGGUUCAACCUUAUAAAUAAAUGUUCAUUAUACUGACUUACCUAAUAUACGGUAAGAGACUGAAUACCGGUAUUAAAUCUUUUCCCAAGACAUGCUCCUUGAAAUAAUGUCAUUCAAUAAUUGUAGCCUUAACCUGUUAACAGACAUUAUGAAGCUUAAAACUUUAAAAGGACUAGCUCUUCAGGAUAUUCUCACUGAGGUUCAUCUGUAUGUUCAUAGAGGUUAGUUUGUACAACAGUACAGAAGCUGUUUAACAUACAAUGUAAUUUAAAACCACACCUUUUUGCCUGAAUUUUAAGCUGAAAACUGUGGGUGUGGAUUUUUGGCUUUAUGUUAAGCACAUUAACUCUACCUCUCUUCAGUGCCCAAAAUAAUUUCCAGGUGAUGGCCAGACACAGUGACUGGCCAAAGAAAUUUUUGCUUGGUCAGGUCUCAUUUUUGACGGACCAAAAAUGAAAAAAAAGCCAACUAAUCCAUUUUCUAUUUAUGAACGUGAUUAUAUUUUUUCAAAAACGCAAAAUCUAAGAUUUACUGGUGAGGAUUUGGCUAACUUUUUAAGAAUUCACAACUGCGUCACUUAGUGGAGGUGGGUGCCUGGGAUGUUCAGGGGCUUCCACUUUUGGCACAGCCAACCCCUAGACAAAGUCACGCCCCCCAUAGCUGGCAAACCUGCGCCCUCCAGCCAUGAGCCCCCACUCCAAUGGAGCCAGGCACCUGUCACACUGAUUUAUCAGUGGAAAAAUAAAUGGGGGAGGGAUGGGGGUAAAAGAAUGAUCCAAAGGCUAAACGAAGAGAGUGGCCGUCAGGAAAACGUUGUACUGAGCACAUUGGAGGUGAUGCAAGCAAGGCUGACUGCACUUUACCCAAAUGAGUGACCGUUGACCACGCCCUCGCUCCUCGUUAUUAACUGUGUUAAAUAAAUUUAACCUCACUAAAUUUGAGUGUGUUUGACUGGUCAACUUGACCAGCGAGUGAAGUUUGUGGCUGGUCAAAUUGCCUUCCUGGCCAGAAAUUGUCCAUUGACCAGCCAUUAUUUUGAGCCCUGCUCUUACAAAUCAAUGUGUUCUCCCUUACAGUUAACUUUCCUCAGAAGAUCAGAAUUCAGUUAUUGGAGAAGCUUGCAGAUGUUGAGUAAGUAAAGGCAAAUCCAUGUUAUGUACUAAACGUAAUAGGCCAUUUUAUUUAUGCUUAAAAAACUCUUACUUUCAAGAUGAGGCCAGCCCCCAGUUUUUCUGUAGGUGGAUAGCGAUAUCCACUGGAUAAAUCUCCAUCCACUGGAUAGCGCAAUUGGUUUCCCUGAUAAAAGUAAGUGAUUUUUUCGGUGGAUAGCGCUAUCCAUGUUUUGAACAACUGGGACUAGGAGCUAAACCUUGUUAAUGCUCUGAGGGCGAAGGGAAGGAAAGUGGGCUCCCUACACUUUGACACACACACACACACACACACAUCAAGUUUGCAAAGUCGAUGAAUUAAAAUAAUACCAAAUAAAGGGUUGUGAAUGGUGUAGUUGUUAGACACAUGUAUGACAUGUAUUGAAGUAUGAUGUGGGUAAGAAAAGUACAAUCCAACGUUCUUCUCUGUGCAUGUACAAUGUAUGUUGCUGGCAUAUACAUUUACACGUAUGAUUAUGUCCUGGUUCAGUUUUAUCUUGGUGUAAAUGUUAUUUUCUUUUGUUUCAAACUGGUUAUCAUACAUUACCAUACCCCAAAACAAAGGGAAAUAAAAGUAAGCCAAGGAUGAAAUUAAACUACAACAUGCACAUGAUGUGUCACUUGCAACUCAUUUUUCAAGCUUUGAGAAUUGAGAAUUGAGUUUAAAAUGACCUUUUUUUGCUAAAGACAGUCGUCUAGAGGCAUUUAACGUCUGAGACGUUAAAGUUGUCUGGUGUAGAAACGAAAUGUAUAAAAGUAACCGAAAACAUUGAAAAAAAGAGUUUUCUGAAAAAAGACAAAACACUGACUCUCCCAGUCGAUUCUUGACAGGUUGGGGCAUCAGUGUGUUCUGCAGUUUAGGACGUCCCGUUUUUAUACUAGAGGAAUUUAACUGAGACGUUAAGGUCGUCUGUUACGUGCGUUUGAAUGACGCACUUAACAGAAGACGUUAAUGUCAUCAGACGUUAAAUGCGACUGUCUUAUUUGCCGUUUUGCAUGAGACGUUAGAGAAAGACGAUUUUAACGUCUUAUACGACUUGAACGUCUCUAACAUAAAAACGGAUAAUGUCUAGUUACAGUUGGCGGCCCUGAAAUGCCAUGAAAAAAAGUAAACCAACAAGAAAUCGGCUUUUCACUGUUUUCAGAUACCGCCUGGCAGCGGGAACGUCAGAAAAAAUCCAGCUGAGUUCUAUGAUAGCAGCUUUCCAAGUCGCCAGAGAUAUGGUUACUCCUGAUUCUUAAGAAUCAGUGUUAAACUGUUAAGUGAAAUUAAUUCUAACCACGUGUAUUCGCAUGCAGGGGGUUUUGCUUUUCGCCUUAUGGAGGCCUUCUAACUAGUCAUAAAGCAAUACUUUUGAAUUGUGUGUUGCAUCUCAGUGACCACAAUUACAAUACCCGCCAAAAAUGACUUUGACUUCUUAAGUAAGAGUAGGCUUUCGCACCUUUACUUGGAAAUGCUUUGAAAUAAGAUUAUUGGGGGUGCUACCUGUUAUGUAAUAAUGCCACAAGCAAAAAAGUGUUUAGUAUUAUAAUAAACGGUUUACG
Porites lobata is the source of this 10916-nucleotide messenger RNA. NCBI's taxonomy places the organism in Eukaryota, Metazoa, Cnidaria, Anthozoa, Scleractinia, Poritidae. The record is from the annotation of a GenBank genome assembly.